This is a messenger RNA of Rangifer tarandus platyrhynchus (Svalbard reindeer), 372 nucleotides long. The record is from the annotation of a GenBank genome assembly. Lineage: Eukaryota; Metazoa; Chordata; Mammalia; Artiodactyla; Cervidae.
AUGCCCUUGACCGACCACCGGCAGGGUGUGUGCUCUCGAGUUCGCUCCUGCGAGGCGCUGGCCGUGAGCUCCGUUCAGGAGACGGAGCAGUGGCAUUUCACUUGGGGCGGAGAGAGCGCCUCCCCAAACCGGCACCUCGGCGACACUCCGAAGCACCCGUCAGCUCCCUCCAGUUCUCGCUCUUCAUUGUUGCUGCGCCGAGACCAGAAGCCCACCAGCCCGUUGGAGGAAAUGGGUCCCACACCAGGCCUGAGAAACGGUGAAACCGGCCCUGACGGCCGCCUCGCCACUGACCCUGGCCCCGCCACAGAGCUGCAGGCUCAGAGAAGCGCCUCCGGACCCCAGAGUGUUUUCCUGGCGUCCGCGUCCUAA